Messenger RNA from Miscanthus lutarioriparius, 1515 nucleotides. Lineage: Eukaryota; Viridiplantae; Streptophyta; Magnoliopsida; Poales; Poaceae. The record is from the annotation of a GenBank genome assembly.
AUGGCGCCUUGGCUGCGGCGGCCCGUGCUGGUGCUGCUCCUGCUGCUCGCGCUCCUCUGCUCCCACGUAGCGCUCUGCUCCUCCGCCGAGCCGGGGAAGCCAAAGCCCAAGCCCAAGGUCUCCGGCGGCCGCAAGGCGCUGCUGGCGGACGACGACGGCGAGGAGGCGGCCGCCGCCAAGCCGGCCAAGACGGCCGCGGCAGGGAAGACCAAGAAGAAGCUGCUCGCCGGCGACGCCGCUUCCAAGAACCAGACCAAGGUUGCCAAGGCUAAGAAGCCAGAGUCAGCUGCCACCGCGGCGAAAGGGGCCGCCAAGAAGCCCGCUGGCAAAGCGGCUGCGGGUGGGGACGCCGCCAUUGCCAAGGUCUCCAAGGCCCCCAAGGACCCCAAGGCGGACAAGGCCAAGGUCCCGAAGCCGGACAAGGCGGCGGCGGCGGCGGCGGCUGGUGCCAAGGCUAAGGGCGCCGAUUCGGCCAAGCCUGCCAAGGUUUCGAAGACCGGCGCCAAGGCGGUGAAGCCACCUAAGACGGGCGCCAAAUCUGAGGUUGCCGCCGCGGCUGGGAAGGCGAAGAAACCGGCGGCGGCCAAUUCGACCGCAGAUGCCGGUGCCAAGCCGGCCAAAUCCGGCAAGAAGGCGGCGCAGGUGGUCGCCGACGCGAAGGCGAAGGCGAAUGCCACCGUCGUGAGCAAGGAGGAGUCGGCGGCGGCGGCGGAGACGGCGGAGGUGGAGGUGGAGGUGGAGGAGGACGUGGUGUUCGCCAAGGAGGCAGAGGAGGGCACGGACGACCUCAUCUCCGAGUUCCGGGACCUGCCCAGUCGGCUGCAGGAGACGCUGAUGCCGGACCUGGCGCGCCUGUCGCACCACUCCAAGGCGUACAUGUCCGCGGCGAACGCCGGCAUCGCCGACGGCGUGCGCCCGAUCCUGGGCGGCCGGUGGGCGGCGGUGGCCGCCUCCGCUGCGUCGGUGGCGGUGCUGCUGCUGCCGCUCUUCAUGCUCACCGCGCUGGUGCGGCGGAUGGGCCCGUACCUGCCGCUGCUCCACCGCGCGCUGCUGCUGGCGCAGGCGUACCUCGCCAUCUACUUCGCCACGCUCGCGCUCGCCGCGGCCGCCACGGGGCUGGAGCCUCUGCGCUUCUUCCACGCGGCGUCCCCCGCCGCCUACGCCUGGACGCAGGCCGCGCAGUCCCUCGGCUUCAUGGGCUACCUCGUGCUCCAGAUGGUGGACCUCGUCGCCGUCUUCUCGGGCGCCGCCUCCCCCGAGGACGAUGGCAACGGGGACGCCGCCAAGGCGCUUGGCCUCGCGCAGAUGGUGGUCGGCCUCGCCGUCGGCCUGCACUACUACGCCGCGGUCUUCCACCGCGCCGCGGCGGGGGAGGCGCCCCGCGCCAACUGGCGCGUGUACGCUGUGUACGCGGCCUGCUUCGCCAUCGUGUGCGCCUGCGCGCGCGCCGAGAGGAGGAAGAAGGCCUACCUCGCGGGCACCGACGGCGCCGCCGAGGAGUGGAAGAAGAGCUGA